AUGUCAGCAAGAACAGAAUGCAAAGCCGACUCAAUAGGCCCCCUAAGCCCAGACUGUCCUGACACCGAAAUCAACCAAUUCUACCAACAGCUUGAAGACACACUACGUUCCUCACCGAAGAAAGACACGCACAUCGUCAUGGGUGAUUGGAAUGCAAAGAUUGGAAAUGACAACACCGGUUUCGAACAAGCAAUGGGAAACCAUGGGUUUGGCAGUCAGAACGAACGUGGCCUUAUGCUACUUGAAUUUGCAAUCAAGUACAACCUAUACAUUUGCAAUUCUCGAUUCCAACAGAAAGACUGCAGAAAGUGGACAUGGACAUCACCCUUUGGCUUGUACCACAAUAUGAUUAACAUGUCUGCAUCAAGUUUAAGACCAACACUACACACAAGAUCAAACCAAAAAGAGACAGAGUCGCUCAAGAAUAACACCAUCCAACACUCUUUCCAAACUGCCCUUGAAGACAAACUCAGCCAACUUAACACCAAUACUGAAGACAUCAACAAGUAUGCAUCUGACAUUUAUUCCGCUCUGAACACAACAAUCGAAGAAACAAUACCGACAGCACGCAAACCUCGCAAAGCUUGGAUUUCGGAGGAGACACUUAUACUAGCUGAUAAGAAACGCAAGAUCAAGAACACCAUAACAACAUCAAAUAACAACCGUGAUGAAUACAGGAAAAUAUGCAAUGAAGUUAGAAAGGCAGCUAGACAAGACAAAGAAAAAUGGUUAGAACACCAAUGCAAGCAGAUCGAGCAAAGUGCACAAGAGAAGAAAAGUAGGGCUACCUACCAACUCAUAAAAGACCCUAACUGCAAACACCAACCAAGACAACUUACGAUCAAAGAUUCUAAUGGUACCAUCCUUCAAACCAAAGAAGAAGUCCUCAGCCGCUGGACCUCUUACUGUGAGACACUCUACAAAUCAAAUCUAGAUGAUCGAUCCAGGAUACAAGAGCUAGAUGAAAUCUCCCCUCCCCUCGACGACACAGAAGACCUCAUACUCAUUGAUGAAGUCCGGAAAGCCAUCAAACAACUUAAACAUCACAAAAGCCCAGGAACAGAUGGUAUUGUCGGCGAAAUUCUACAGGCUGGCGGAGGAGCGCUUGUAACUCAUAUACAUAGACUAUGCAAUGAAGCCUGGAAGAAAGAACAAAUUCCAGAAGAAUGGACAUAA
This is a messenger RNA of Penaeus chinensis, 1176 nucleotides long. RefSeq lists its product as uncharacterized. The record is from RefSeq and is a predicted model, not a curated record. NCBI's taxonomy places the organism in Eukaryota, Metazoa, Arthropoda, Malacostraca, Decapoda, Penaeidae. Gene Ontology annotation, cellular component: nucleus. The transcript has 3 exons. The coding region runs from base 1 to 1176 and encodes 391 amino acids. Gene Ontology annotation, biological process: chromatin remodeling.